AUGGCGGAGCUUUGCCUCAUGCAGUAUAUCGCAUUCCUUACUUUAACUGGUACUUCAAUAAGCCUUCUAUCCUAUGACAACGCUCACAUUGAUAGGGUACAAACAUGGAUACCUAUAGAGAGCAGAACAGACUUGUCGCUCAAUUACUUUCUGAAUACAGAAAGGACAUGCCUCCACUUGGAUUGGAAUGAUGAACGACUCACAUGGAUUCCAUCCGAAUUUGAUGAGAUUGAAGGAUUCUAUAUCAAUCAAAAACUCAUAUGGAUACCAGACAUUUUCGUGAUAAACAGCGGAGGAGCGAAUGAAGAAAUCACUUCGAUGCUAUACGUGCACAGCAACGGAGAUGUCAAUGCGACUGUGUACAACCGUGUUUCAUUUCUGUGUUUGAUGAAUGCAAGUGACAAUCACUAA
Cylicocyclus nassatus is the source of this 411-nucleotide messenger RNA. The record is from the annotation of a GenBank genome assembly. NCBI's taxonomy places the organism in Eukaryota, Metazoa, Nematoda, Chromadorea, Rhabditida, Strongylidae.